AUGGGUUCUGCACUUUCUCUGUCUGCUGACAGCGCUGCCUCCAGGUGGAGGAGGAAGGCUGAUGAGGAUGAUGAUGGUGAUGAUGAUUUACUCGACAGCCGAGACCGCAAUGAGGACAUUGCCAAAUUUCCAUACGUUGAAUUCACAGGUCAGGACAGCAUCACCUGCCCCACUUGCCAAGGCACUGGCUGCAUUCCCACAGAGCAGGUAAAUGAGUUGGUGGCUUUGAUACCCUACAGCGACCAGAGGCUCCGUCCACAGAGGACGAAGCUCUAUGUCCUCCUGUCGGUGCUGCUCUGCCUUCUGAUCUCAGGGCUGGUCGUUUUCUUCCUCUUUCCGCACUCUGUCCUGGUGGAUGAUGGCGGCAUUAAGGUGGUUCAGGUCUGGUUCGACAGGAAGAACUCCGUUGUCCUUCUUGCCAUCACGGCCACUUUGCAGAUCAGGAACUCCAACUUCUACUCAGUGACAGUGGACAGUCUGACCAGUCAGGUGCAGUACAUGAACACUGUGGUGGGCAGCCAGCAGAUCACCAACAUCUCCAGCAUCCAGCCACUAAGUGACAAGCUGGUGAAUUUCACGGUGAAGGCGGAGAUGGGAGGACCUUUCUCCUAUGUGUAUUUCUUCUGCACGUUUCCCAAGGUGAAGGUGCAUAAUAUCGUCAUCUUCAUGAGGACGUCGGUGAAGCUCUCCUACAUGGGCCGCAGGACGCAGAGCUCGGUGGAAACGUAUCACUACAUCGACUGCAGCACCAACUCCACGGCUGACCCGGCCCCCUCUGGGCACAGCGUGGCUCUGAGCAAAGCCUGAGCUUGCUGCUGCGUUCUGGGGGUGGUGAUGGUGCAGAUGGAUUUCCCUGGUGAAAUAUGGAACGUGUAGCUUAGAAAACGAACUUUGCGAUGGAAGCAGAAGGACCGCGAGUGGCUUUAGGAGAGACUUGAAGGCUCUGGGUCCCUUUUGCGCUUUGCCACCUGCAGCUGGGCUGCGUUGCUGGCCUGUCCCUGAUCUUGAUGUUCACUUACAAGCCUCCAGGUCCCUUCCAAAGUGAGAGGCCUGACUUUUUCUUGAGCUCUUUAACUGUUUUUUUUGUGUAAGAGAGCUGAGGACUCGAGCUCUGUGCUUUGGGGUCCGAGGAUCUCAAGGACUUAGAUUUGAGUUUUGAAGUUUA
Molecule: messenger RNA, 1165 nt
Organism: Lagopus leucura (white-tailed ptarmigan)
Lineage: Eukaryota; Metazoa; Chordata; Aves; Galliformes; Phasianidae
Product: transmembrane protein 106C-like
Exons: 7
Coding region: 1-807 (268 amino acids)
Source: RefSeq, a predicted model, not a curated record